AUUGAGACAUCUUCGAUCUGAGUUAAAAUCAAUCAUCAAGAAUGAUUUACGGAUUGCUGAAUGUCUUGCUAAGUAAAUAGGCUCAUGGACACUUAAUUUUUACACAAGCCUGAACUUCGAGAACCUGGUUUGAGUCAACUAAUUUACAUUCGAUGUUGUAUAUUUAUUCUAGUGGCCUUGAAUACCUAAUGCUGUUUUUGACCCAUUAUGCUCUCAUAAAGCCCAGCUUUUGUCAUCUUAAGGAUUGAUUUUCAAUAUUCUAUUAUUGAAUGGUGUGGUUCUGAUGUGGCACUUGCCAGAGAGUAUUUUGCUGUUUAUGCAGACACUUGCUUUGCUAGUUUUGGUGAUAGAGUGAAGAACUGGAUGACUGUUAAUGAGCCACUUCAAACUGCGGUCAAUGGAUAUGAUACUGCAAUUUUUGCUCCAGGAAGACGUGAGAAUGCUCGUAUAGAGCCAUAUUUGGCAGCACACCAUCAAAUUUUAGCCCAUGCAGCAGCUGUUUCCAUAUACCGAAACAAGUACAAGGAAAAACAAGGGGGACAAGUGGGCAUCGUGGUAGAUUGUGAAUGGGCAGAAGCUAAUUCUGAUAAGAUUGAAGAUAAAUCUGCUGCAGCAAGGCGCCUGGAUUUUCAGAUUGGCUGGUACUUGCAUCCACUGUAUUUCGGAGACUAUCCUGAGUCUAUGCGUGAACGACUUGGAGACCAACUUCCCAAGUUCUCUGAGGAGGACAAGAAACUUCUCUUGAAUAAAUUGGACUUUAUUGGUCUAAAUCACUAUACGUCAAGGUUUAUUUCUCACGUGACAGAAAGCGCUGGAGGAAACUACUACUACAAGGUGCAGGAGACAAAAAGGACUGUGGAAUGGGAAGGUGGCGAGACCAUAGGUGAGAAGGCAGCAUCAGAGUGGCUUUAUGUUGUUCCCUGGGGUCUUCGGAAGGUUCUCAAUUACGUAUCACAAAAAUAUGCUACUCCCAUAUUUGUGACAGAGAACGGUAUGGAUGACGAAGAUAGUGAUGACUCGCCGCUACAUGAGAUGCUAGAUGACAAACUUAGAGUUCGCUAUUUCAAGGGAUAUCUUGCAUCAGUUGCUCAGGCUAUAAAGGAUGGAGUAGAUGUGAGGGGCUACUUUGCAUGGUCUUUACUGGACAACUUUGAAUGGGCUCAAGGUUAUACCAAACGCUUUGGAUUGGUAUAUGUAGACUAUAAAAAUGGACUCAGCAGACACCCUAAAUCAUCUGCGUAUUGGUUUUCACGGUUUCUGAAAGCUGGGGAAAACAAGAAUGGUAAAGAAGAGUAAUUGACUUUCUUCACUUGGUCUUGCUAGCUACAAGGAAUUGAAUAAAAUAAGAACAAAUUCCACCCAUAUCGGUAGUUGGAAGCUUUGUGUGGUAUGCAAUGUCAUUUCUCUACAUUUUCAUUUUUUCUCACUAUCCAACUUAAUUACCAAGUCUGUCAAACCCCUCUUAUUUUCAUAUUUAUUUCUCUUGCUUUU
Vigna umbellata (rice bean) is the source of this 1491-nucleotide messenger RNA. The record is from RefSeq and is a predicted model, not a curated record. Lineage: Eukaryota; Viridiplantae; Streptophyta; Magnoliopsida; Fabales; Fabaceae.